Chaetomium fimeti is the source of this 1054-nucleotide messenger RNA. RefSeq lists its product as uncharacterized. The transcript has a single exon. The record is from RefSeq and is a predicted model, not a curated record. Gene Ontology annotation, molecular function: oxidoreductase activity, acting on the CH-OH group of donors, NAD or NADP as acceptor. NCBI's taxonomy places the organism in Eukaryota, Fungi, Ascomycota, Sordariomycetes, Sordariales, Chaetomiaceae. The coding region runs from base 131 to 850 and encodes 239 amino acids.
CCCCCUCCUCGGCCCUAUUUCGUGGUGAACUUGAGUAUUUAUAGGAAGUGUUCGGCUGGGAAGGACUGGUUAUCACUACUGUUUGACAUCUUUCUCAUCCUACCACCCACAAUCCCCCCAAGAAUACAAAAUGCCCGUCUAUUGCAUCACCGGCACCAACCGCGGCCUCGGGCUCGAGUUCGUCCGGCAGCUGGCCCAGUCCGGUGACAACACCAUCAUCGCCGCGACACGGUCUCUAUCCUCAGACCUCACCGACCUGAAGGCGGUGGCGUCUCCCUCCACCCACAUCCUCGAAUGCGACACGGGCGACGUCCCGUCCAUCCACGCCUUCGUCAAGGCCGUCGCCCGGACCCUCGGCGAGGGCAAGAAGAUCGACUACCUGCUCAACGUGGCGGGCGUCAACCUCGGGUCGUCGCAGAACUCGCUCAACCUCGGGCCGGACGAGCUGCACGCCCAGCUCAGCAUCAACGUCAUCGGCCCGGCCAAGACGGUGGAGCUGCUGCUCGACGGCGGCCUGCUGUCGCCCGACGUUCGCAUCCUCAACAUGACCUCGGGCCUGGCCAGCCUCGGGCUCAGUUCCCAGUCGGCCCGCAAGUGCACCGGGUACGCCAUCUCCAAGGCGGCGCUCAACAUGCUCACGGUGCACCAGAGCGCGGACCUCAAGGCGCAGCUGCCCGGGGCGGUCAUCAUCGCCAUGGACCCCGGGUGGGUCAAGACGAGGAUGGGCGGGGCGGGGGCGCAGCUGGAGCCGAGCAAGAGUAUCGGGGACAUGCUCGUGGUUUUGCACGGGCUGCGCGCCGAAGACACGGCGUCCUUUUAUUGCUACUCCGGAGACAAGGUCCCGUGGUAAGGACUGAGUCGAAUUAGUGAAAACGUACCCAUACAUAGGGUCGUGGCAGCGACAAUGCGGGCCAGGAGGCAGUUGAAUGCAAUGUGUUUUCUGGAUAACGCUGGCUUUGGGAGUAUGUACAUACUCGCGAGCCUACGACGCAGAGCUGUGGAGUGCUCCCUGGAGCGUAGCCGGCAACAGGGGCAGGAAUAGGGCAGUACAGAU